This is a messenger RNA of Psilocybe cubensis, 1815 nucleotides long. RefSeq lists its product as uncharacterized. The transcript has 8 exons. Lineage: Eukaryota; Fungi; Basidiomycota; Agaricomycetes; Agaricales; Agrocybaceae. The coding region runs from base 1 to 1815 and encodes 604 amino acids. The record is from RefSeq and is a predicted model, not a curated record. Gene Ontology annotation, molecular function: cobalt ion binding; cobalt ion transmembrane transporter activity; magnesium ion transmembrane transporter activity.
AUGCCUCCAGCUUUUCGGGGAAGCAGCCACUCGCAUAGGCUUUCGAACUCAUACAGUUCACAACCGGUGUCAUCAACACAUUCGCCUCCUGAAUACGGUUCUUCACGGUUCAUGUCGGCCCCUGUCAGACCAAUCCGUUUAACGGCACCACCAUCGCAUUGGGCGCAAAAUCCUAGGGAACGUCACCAUGAUCACGAGCAACACAUUGGUGCAGAACCUGGAGUCAAUCCUCGAAGUGGCGAUUCUAUCGCCGAGUACAGUCACUUCAAACAAGAUUGCGUUAUAGAAGUAUAUGAUUAUGACUCUGAAGAUGUUUCAUUCCAGAGAUUCACCAACGCUGGACUGAUUAGCUUCUUGAAAAAGAGAGAGGUCGACGAGUCCCGCGAACAUGGCGAAAUCCCUCCACGCAUGGUUCGGUGGAUAAACAUUGGGGGCAUUGACUGGAGUGUAUUGAGUGCUAUCGCGCUCAGAUAUAAUCUCCACUCUCUCGCCUUGGAGGAUAUCUUGCACGAACGCGGUCAUACUCAUUCCAAAGCCGACUACUACCCCGGACAUUUGUUCCUCCGCGUCCUCUGUCACACACUCAGCUUACCACAUGCAACGGGAAAUACAGCAAAUGAAUUGCCACAAUACACUGAAGAAGGAAGUGCGAACGGUCUGGGAGAUUUGUCUCGUGAGGUCUCCGAUGAUCCUGACCAGAAAAAGUUUGAUGUCGAGGAAGGCGGAAUGGACAAUUCUCUCGAAUCGAGUACACUGUAUAUGCUUUCCGAUAAACCUAAUGAUGCCUUAGGAUUCUCAACGACGUCUGUACCCAAACAGCAAACUAUUAGAGCCAAAGGGAAGACGGCUGUCAACAACGUCUUGCCAUCUUCCUUGAGAAAAAGAUUCAGUGCUCUGAGCGGUAUUGCUGGUCCCUCAAGAGAGGAAAAACGAAGACAAAUCAGAGCGUUGACUGCAGGUGACCGCGUUUUUGUCAAUCAUGACCCAAUGUUCAUAUUUCUGUUGCACGAUGGAACUGUCAUUUCAAUACAUCCUACACUGAACCUACACUAUACCGCACCGAUUGCCGAACGACUGCACCGUGUCGAUUCAGUGUUACGGACAUCGGAAGAUGCCUCAUUGCUCGUAGAGAGCUUGCUUGAUCUCGUGGUGGACCGCGUUUUGGAGAUAGUAGAUGAAUAUCAAGUCAAGAUUGACAAACUGGAGCAUGACAUUCUGCUAAACCCUGUAAUGCGAAGCGUUCGGAGUCUUCACAUAUUAUCCGGGGAUCUCAUACUACACAAAAGAACGUUGGAGCCGAUCAGAACGAUGGUGUAUGGACUGCGGCGCUACGAUCUGGAAAGAUCUCGUGCACUAGCAGAUAACAUUGCCCUGGAAAUAGGGAGCUCUUCAGAUACUGAUUCCAUUGAAACUGAAGGUAAGGCAACUGGGAAACAGAAUGUCAAUAUAAAGAAGCACUCGAAGGCGACAUUGCAGGCCCACAAAAGAAAGAGAAGGUUGAAACAACUGUUUGAAGCCGAGUACUUCGCGAGGCAUGACGGUUCUAGGGAUUCGCAUCUGAACGAAGGGGAUAGCGCUACAAGUCUAGCAAGCGGCCUGAGUGGAUAUCCGACAAAGCAUCAGCAUUCUAUUGAUCAGGAGAAGAUCAAGCGAGCUAAAGAGGGAGGUACGAAUGUGCAUGGCUAUUUCAGCUAUAAAGCCAAAGUCUAUUUGGCGGAUGUCAGCGACCAUAUGGAUUUUGCCCUGACGAGCUUGGAUAUGUUUGCGGGGAUUUCAGAAAACCUGAUCAACUAUGCAUUCAAUGUCAGUUCAUGA